Exserohilum turcica Et28A is the source of this 5796-nucleotide messenger RNA. RefSeq lists its product as uncharacterized. The transcript is spliced from 4 exons. Gene Ontology annotation, biological process: protein polyubiquitination; proteasome-mediated ubiquitin-dependent protein catabolic process. Lineage: Eukaryota; Fungi; Ascomycota; Dothideomycetes; Pleosporales; Pleosporaceae. Gene Ontology annotation, molecular function: ubiquitin protein ligase activity. The record is from RefSeq and is a predicted model, not a curated record. Bases 1 to 5544 code for a protein of 1847 amino acids. Gene Ontology annotation, cellular component: nuclear speck.
AUGUCGUCCAGAGUCACUCGCUCGCAAAGGCGCCAAUCCGGCAACCCGCUCAACGACACCACCGACCCCUCGCCGCCAGCCCUCCCGCCCACGCCAGCCCUCCCGCCGCCGCCCCCAUCUUCUCGCAAGCGCAAGUCUGCUGCGCCGGACCACUCGCCCGACCAGCCCGACCACGCAGACGCUCCCCCCGCCCGUGGAGCUCGCAGCAAGCGCUCCAAGGUCGACGCCCAAGACCCCCCACCCCAGCCCAAGACACGUUCCAAAAAGGCAAAGGGCAAGGCCGCCGCUGCCAUGUCUUCCUCUGGCCCGCCAUCAGAUCCCAUCGACGAGAAGGCGACGCCCCAGCCCUCGAGGCGCUCCAAGGGCGGCCGCAGGAGUGCCGGCGACAGCUCGAGGCGCCAACCGAAACCCCCCUCCAACGCCGACGCCGACGCCGACACACCAUCGACCUCUCGCCGCAGCUCUCGAAGGUCCACCAAGGCCGAAACAGACACCAACAUGGACGACGCUCCCCCACCCAGAAACGAAGACAACGCGCGCCACUCGGCCGACGAGCACACCAGUGACGACGAGCACGGAGACGCACACGGCGAGCGCUACGAAGAAGAGGAUGAAGACGACGACGACGACGAUCCCUUUAGUGGCGGGUUCCUUGGACGCAACACGCACAGCCUUUCGGCCCUGAGGCAGCUGACCGGCAUUAUGGCAGGCACCACGCAGCGUCUGCGCGGCAUCCUGGAACAACUGCGCUCGCCCGAUGACUCUGUCCAAUUGAUAGCACUCAAUGAGCUUUCGGAAGUGCUCCUCAUCUCCACCGAGGACAAUCUAGCUGGCCACUUUUCUCCCGACGCAUACGUCAAGGAGCUCGUCAAGCUCAUGCAGCCCAACGAGUUCACAAUGGAAGAGAAUCCCGAGCUCAUGCUACUCGCCUGCCGCUGCCUCGCCAACUUGAUGGAAGCGCUCCCCCAAGCAACAGCCAACGUCGUCUACGGCGGCGCAGUCCCGGUCCUCUGCUCCAAGCUGCUCGAAAUCAACUUUAUCGAUCUCGCAGAACAAUGCUUGAGCACAUUGGAGAAGAUCUCGAUUGAGUUUCCUGGCGUCAUUGUGCGCGAGGGCGGCCUGACGGCCUGUCUUACCUUCCUCGACUUCUUUGCCACCAGCACGCAGCGAACUGCCGUCACGACUGCCGCCAAUUGCUGCCGUAAUAUCCCCGAAGAUUCAUUCCCUGUCGUGCGCGACGUCAUGCCUAUCCUUGAGAACAUCCUCAACAACAAUGACCAAAAGGUGGUGGAGCAGGGCUGCAUAUGCGUAUCUCGCAUCGUCCAGAGCUUCAAGCAACAAGAGAGCAAACUUGAAGAGCUUGUCAGCCCGGGCCUUCUCAAGGCAAUCCUCCGCCUUCUUCUACCAGGCAGCACCAACCUGAUUGGGCCCAGCAUUCACACCAUGUUCCUCCAGGUUCUUACGUAUACCGCCAAAGCUAGCCCGCGCCUGUCUGCCGAGCUGCUCAAGAUGAAUGUCGUCGACACCCUGUAUCAGAUUCUCACUGGUGUGUCGCCUCCCAGCGGCACCGAAGACGUCGCGGCCAAGAUAGACUCUGUCAUCAUCAUGCAAGCUCUCAUUCACCGGCCCAAGGAUCAGGUUUAUGAAACGCUGAAUGUCAUUUGCGAGCUUCUGCCCGAUGUCCCCAAUGAAGGCCUGUCGUAUCUCGACGACCUCUUUGACGCCGGCUAUCCGGGUGAUGAUCUUCUUCCUCUUUCCUCCACAAACAAGAAGACUACGAAUGAAAAGCGUGUAGAGCUUCUCGAAGGGUGCAAGACGGAGGUCAAGCGCUUUGCUGUGAUCCUUCUGCCAACUCUGACGGAUGCCUACUCCAGUACCGUUAACCUCAGUGUUCGCCAAAAAGUACUCACGGCCCACCUCAAGAUGUUGUCCAACCUCGAUACCGAUAUUCUGGAAGAAGCCUUGCGCCCGGUGCCGUAUGCAUCGCACUUGGCGUCAAUAUUCACUCAGCAGGACCACCCGUCUCUCGUCACGUACGCUCUGCAGGCUGCCGAGCUGCUGCUCAAGCGGCUGGAGUCUAUCUAUCGCUAUCAGUUCUACCGUGAAGGGGUCAUUUCAGAGAUUCAACAACUUGCAAAUCGUCCAUGUAAGACAUUGGACGGUCGGACCAAAGAGUCAAAGUCCACUUUGGGCGCCACAAUGACUGCCUCGGGCGAUAGCACCGCCUCUUCAGCGGAGCCAGAAGCCGAGUCGGAGACGGGUAACCUGAAUGAGGGCGUCGACGUAGAAAUGCAGUCAGAGGACGAGGGCGACGAGGUGGACCUCGACGACGAGCCGAACACAAGCAGCCAGAACCGAGACGAUGACGACGAAUCCGACUCAUCCUCGUCCUCUGAUCAGCGCGAACCGCCGCCGAUGCCCAAUAUCGAAGAUAUCAUCACCCUACGUGCCAAAAAGUUCAUCGAGACGCAUGAAAGGGAGGGUGACAAGGCUACGCGCGACAAGGCAACUGCGGUUCUGGAUGAUCUCAAGUCGCUGGCUACCGAAAUCCGAGCCUGCGGUUCCAAGGGCACCGCAAACAAAUUCAUGGAUCUGUUCACCCGACUGGCUUCUUAUUUUGAAGGCGAUGCACUAGAAAGCAUCACCAGUUACGAGCUCAAGUCAUCCAAGAUUGUGGAAGUGCUGUUGGAAGUCUUCUCAAAGCACAUAUCUUCAAAGGAUAUUGAUCCUAGACCCAUCUUCCUGGAGGCUUUCAUGGGCGGCAGCAGCCAGAGCAAGAUCAAGACUGCCAGCACCGCAUCUCCAGCGACUCCUUUCAGCGUCUUGGUCCAUAAACUUCAGGACCUCCUCAGCAGGUCCGAGCAUUUCGAUGUCAUCACUGUACAUCAAAACAUGUACGACAGCCGAGGAAGCGCGACCUCUAUGCUAGCCAAGCAACUGCGAUUGAAGCUCGUCGCCGAUGAUGACUCGGGCAUUCCCAAGACCUAUCGUAACAUUAUGGUGUCUAUUCACGCAAUUGCGACUUUCAAGGCUCUGGAUGACUACCUCCGCCCACGCAUAAGUCUUGCUGAUCGGCCACGGCCUGCUAAGCCCAGGGAUCAAUUUGCCCGUGACCAGUUCGAAGCCAUGUAUGCUCAAGCUCUUGCUGAAGGUCGUGCGCCUGCGCCGCCCCGGACGCCGUCUGAUUCAGCAGGCCGCGCUUCGAAAAGGUCGUCGCGGUCCAAGCCAGCUCUGCCAGAGUCGCCCCAGCCAGGUCCCAGCUCUGCUACGCGCGAAAAGACACGGCGGUCAAGUAGGCGUCAGCAGCAGCAGAACCCUCCGCCUCCACCCCCACCUCCAGCCAUGCCGCACUCGAACGACAGUCAGGAACCUGUGGAAUGUGCCGACGAAGCUCAGGUAUCCGACCCGGAAUCUAUGGACGAGGACAGUGCCUUGAACGCAAUUGUCGAUGAUCUGGAAGAAGAUCUUGACGAAGACAUGCCAGAUCCCUCUGCUGUGAGCGUCGAGGUCGCAUCAACAGGAAAAGCUACUGCUCACCAGGAGGAUGGCACGAGGAUCGCGACACCAGUACAAGGUACACCAAUGGCGAAACCACCCCCGGAGAACAGAACUCCUGCUUCGCGAUUGUCGGCACUCCUACAGAGCUCAGCUAUGCGCCAGAGUCUAGGUGGAGCGGCCAGUGCCCUCUCAUACGCUGCCGCUGUUCAGUCAACUCCCCAGGAUUGGCACAUUGAGUUCAGCGUCAACGAACAGCCCCUCUCGAAUGAGACAACCAUCUACCGCGCUGUGCACUUUACCAGGCCACAGCCAUCGGAAGGCCCACAGCGCUCGGUAUGGAAUGGCAUUCAUACCAUCAAGUUCAGGCGGGUGCAGGGCCCUCCACCAAGCGAGUCGAGCUCCUUGACACCACCCCCAGAGUCAAAGUCGGAUGUUGCAGGCAUGCCGGCUUCGCUGGAUCAACACCCCGUGACAUCUGGUAUCCUGAGGCUACUCAGUAUACUUCACGGAUUGAACUCGCAUCUCGAUGAUAUACUUUUGGCAAACAAGGAGCAAAUCAAGCUCAACGCAGAGCCACUAUCACAGUUUGUCAACACAAAGCUUACGGCGAAACUCAACCGCCAGCUUGAGGAGCCUCUUAUCGUGGCCAGCAACUGUCUGCCUAGCUGGAGUGAAGAUUUGGCUCGCUUCUACCCGUUCUUGUUCCCGUUCGAGACUCGCCAUCUCUUCUUGCAGUCAACUUCGUUUGGCUACUCACGAUCGAUGACAAGAUGGCAAAACUCGCAGCCUACGAGCGAUUCACGAAGCGACCGACACCGAGACGAGCGUCCCUUUUUGGGUAGACUACAGCGACAAAAGGUACGGAUAUCGCGAUCGCGGAUCCUGGAGUCGGCCAUGAAGGUCAUGCAGCUGUACGGACACUCUGCCAGUGUUUUGGAAGUGGAGUACUUUGAGGAGGUUGGAACUGGCCUGGGUCCAACCCUGGAAUUCUACUCGACUGUGUCCCGGGAGUUCUCCAAGAAGAAGCUCAAGCUUUGGCGAGAGAAUGAGUCCAACGACGGCGACGAGUAUGCCUUUGGUAAGCGGGGAUUAUAUCCUGCGCCCAUGAGUGAAGAGGAAGCGAACAGCGAAAACGGCGAAAAGCGCCUAGAGUUGUUCAAGGUCCUGGGCAAAUUCGUGGCCCGUUCUAUGCUCGACUCUCGCAUCAUCGACAUCUCGUUCAACCCAACCUUCUUCCGCAUCAGCGAUGGUUCGAGCGCAGCAGUCGUACCAUCUCUCGGGGCCAUCAAGACUGUCGAUGAGGGUCUGGCCAAAUCUCUGGUGUUGCUCAAGCAAUUCGCCGAUGCUAAGAAGAACGUCGAGGACAGUGACUUGAGCCCAGAGGAAAAGGCAGCAGCUCUUGAGAAGAUUGUCAUACACGACUGUACGGUGGACGACCUGGCACUGGACUUUACUUUGCCCGGCUAUGAUUCGAUCGAGCUCAUUGAGAAUGGAGCGAACACACCGGUUACGAUCAGCAACGUUGACAGGUAUGUCGACAAGGUUAUAGACUUUACCCUGGGCUCCGGUGUGGAGCGACAGGCAAAUGCUUUCCGUGAAGGCUUCACCGAGGUCUUCCCGUAUUCUGCACUUAAAGCCUUCACCCCAGACGAGCUGGUGAUGCUCUUUGGCAGGACUGACGAAGAUUGGACGCUUGAAACACUGAUGGACUCUAUCAAGGCAGACCACGGCUACAAUCUCGACAGCAAGAGCGUACGCAACUUGUUGGCUACCAUGAGCGAGUUCAACGCACAAGAGCGGCGAGACUUUCUGCAAUUCAUUACUGGUAGCCCCAAGCUUCCGAUUGGAGGAUUCAAGGCUCUCACACCGAUGUUUACCGUCGUCUGCAAGCCCAGCGAGCCGCCAUUCACGUCGGACGACUACCUUCCGUCUGUCAUGACAUGCGUCAACUACCUCAAGAUGCCAGACUACAGCAGCGUUGAGGUGUUGCGCGAGAAACUCAGCGUUGCGAUUCGCGAAGGCCAGGGGGCUUUCCAUCUUUCUUAAAGUGUGAAGUGGUGGGUUAAGGCGGAAGGUGUAUACCCUGGGGUUUUCCUUGGGCGUCGGACAUUGAUAUCCAUGGAUUCAGAUGCAAGGUCGAGGCUCUUAUGAAAUGUAUGCACAUGGGUUUAGCAUGCAUUGCGGGUAGUUUUUGUUUGUGUUCUUUCUUUUUCUUCUUUUCUUUUCGGGGAGGACGGCGUUUGAAGCCCAUGUAAUUUUUGCCAUAGCAUUAGUCUGUUCAACAGACUAUAGAAUCGC